Messenger RNA from Penicillium mononematosum, 222 nucleotides. RefSeq lists its product as uncharacterized. The coding region runs from base 1 to 222 and encodes 73 amino acids. The transcript is spliced from 2 exons. The record is from RefSeq and is a predicted model, not a curated record. Lineage: Eukaryota; Fungi; Ascomycota; Eurotiomycetes; Eurotiales; Aspergillaceae.
AUGGAUCCGUUUGACCCCAAGGAAUCAACCGAGGAAUCUUUCAAGCUAAUGUGCUUGCUCCCUGUGAAAUACGGCCUGUUGAAGCAUCCGCUAUUAAACUCGUGCUUUGGCCAUUAUGGACCCUGGCCGUUGUCUUUCAAGCACUUCUGGACCAUGGAGCUCCCUUUUUCUUUUCUUGUCACUUUUUUCCUUUUCUGCUUUGUUUAUUUCAUUGUUCGAUGA